Molecule: messenger RNA, 879 nt
Organism: Coprinopsis cinerea okayama7#130
Lineage: Eukaryota; Fungi; Basidiomycota; Agaricomycetes; Agaricales; Psathyrellaceae
Exons: 3
Coding region: 1-879 (292 amino acids)
Biological process (GO): regulation of DNA-templated transcription
Molecular function (GO): zinc ion binding; DNA-binding transcription factor activity, RNA polymerase II-specific
Source: RefSeq, a predicted model, not a curated record
AUGGAACUCAAUCCCCAAGAACUCGAACCACGAACACUCUACCGACCUAUCCCAGCUCCCAUACACUCCCAUACACCAGACGAAAUGACCUCCCACUCGUCCAGGAAGCGCACCGACAUGGCUUGCCAGAACUGCAGGAAGCGGAAGAUCAAGUGCGAGUCCAACAAGCCUGAUCCUUGUGAACACUGCAAGAAGACCAACAAGAGAGAAUGCAACUACAUCCCAGUCGCCGAGGAUACAGCCAUGAACGGCUCUCGCACUAGCCCUCCCUCUUCACACACCUUCCUCCACAUCCACUCAAGCCCAUCCUCGUCUUCUUCGCGAUCCUCCCCGCCCGCGCAUUCUCCCCAUCGCUCCCGCUCCUACUCUAACGAUAACGCUUACACGUCUUCUCCUGAGAUGAGUCGAGCAGCAUAUGUCCUCGCCAGCAGUAGCCCGAUCGAAGAGCUUCCAUUCGAUGGGAAUUACCAAGGCUAUCCCCAAACUUCUCAAUCUUACGCGACGACGACAUACACCCCAGUGCCACAAACCUACCCGGCAUACCCUGCGGCUGUCAACCAUUCCAUGCCUCAGUCCUCGUUUUCGACUAGCCCUCCCGCGGAGCUCGCCACAGGGUUGGCUUCGCCUUUGUCCGACUUCUCCAAUGUGAACCCAUCCCAAGUCUGGCCAUCUGAGAUCCAAACACCCUACUCCGCCAGUGGUAUCUCCUCUCCUUCGUACGCGCACGAACAGAUGUAUUACCCUGGCGCCAACCAGCCUCCGUCGUCUGGAUAUCAUCAAAACGGCCAUUAUCAACAACCACAAAGCCAUUAUUACGCUGCGGAGACAAAUCAGUACUACCAGUCUACUCAGUACAGUGACCUGCGACCAGGAUACUGA